Molecule: messenger RNA, 2692 nt
Organism: Aethina tumida (small hive beetle)
Lineage: Eukaryota; Metazoa; Arthropoda; Insecta; Coleoptera; Nitidulidae
Product: polypeptide N-acetylgalactosaminyltransferase 1-like
Exons: 6
Coding region: 262-1950 (562 amino acids)
Cellular component (GO): Golgi apparatus
Source: RefSeq, a predicted model, not a curated record
CUCAAAAUCUCGAUUAUUUUAAGCCGCAAAAAACAAAGAUUUAAACAACCUCGAUCAAAAAACAAAACACCGAGUGACUAAAAACCCACCUAAAACAACAAUUGACGCGUUUCCGUUCGUCGUACGCGGUCCAAACAAUCGAAACAAGAAAAAAAGGCUAAAUCGAUGCAAAAGUUUGCCAACAUGUCACACGAUUGUUUAUAAAAAUCGCUUGUUGCGUGUUGUGUUGACCAGUUCAAAUGUUGCAGCCGUGACGCGAACAUGUUGUUGAGAUGCGGCCGCCUCAAACGUAUCCACAUCCGACUGUUGAUCUUGGUCGCGAUUGUCGCGACCGUUCUCUUUCUGUACCUCAGACUGUUGACCGUCGAGGGUGGUUACGAGGUGGGCAACGUGUACGAGGUGAAGUUGCGUGAGUACGAGGCGAAAAUCGUGGUCGGCCUGGGGGACAACGGCGAGCCGGCUUUUCUUGAGGGCAAAGAUGCCAUCGACGGGGACGAGGCGCUCAAAACGUUCGCACUCAACACGGUGCUCAGCGAUCGGAUGCCGCUCAAUAGGAAGCUCAGGGAUCCGAGGAACCGCAAAUGCAGAGAGUUCAAGUACGAUCCGAAAUUGAACGCGUCGGUUAUUAUAAUUUUUUACAACGAGUUGCUGAGCGUGAUUUUGCGCACGGUGUGGAGCGUCAUCCUGCAGACUCCGGAUCAUUUGCUCAAAGAAAUAAUACUGGUCGACGAUUCGAGCACCGACGAAAGUUUAAAGGGGUUACUGGACCAUUAUUUGACGACAAGACUGAACAACUACAGGGUCAAGCUGAUACGUUUAAAAACCCGCAUGGGUUUAAUAAGGGCCAGAUUACAGGGUGCCAGAGUCGCAACGGGGGACGUGAUGAUAUUUCUGGACGCCCACUGCGAGGCCACCAAAGACUGGAUACAGCCGCUGUUGAGUCGCAUAGAGGAUGACAAAACCGCCGUUCUGGUCCCCAUAAUUGAUGUCCUGGAGGCCAAAACUUUAGCCUAUUCCACUAACGGUGAUACAAGCUAUCAGGUGGGCGGAUUUUCAUGGUCUGGUCAUUUCACGUGGAUCGACGUGCAAAACGCCGAGGAUCGUAAGAAACUGACGCCAGUCAAGUCGCCAACGAUGGCCGGUGGCUUGUUCGCCAUCGACAGGAAGUUCUUCUGGGACAUUGGCAGCUAUGAUGAACAAAUGGACGGUUGGGGUGGCGAGAAUUUGGAGAUGUCCUUCCGCAUAUGGCAGUGCGGAGGAAGACUGGAAACUGUACCUUGUUCGAGAGUUGGACAUAUUUUCCGUGACUUCCACCCGUAUUCCUUCCCCAACAACAAAGAUACGCACGGCAUAAACACCGCACGUUUGGCUCACGUGUGGAUGGACGACUAUAAAAGGUUCUUUUUCAUGCACCAACCUGCUCUGGAAAACAAUCCAAUAGUAGGCGAUUUGACGCACAGAAAACAGCUUAGAAGGAAACUGAGGUGCAAGAGCUUCAAGUGGUAUUUAGAGAAUGUCUAUCCGGAGAAAUUUGUGCCAGACGAAAAUGUCUUCGCUUAUGGACAGGUUCAGACGCCGUUCGAGAUGUGCCUGGACGACCUACAACUGGCGGAAGACCAUGUGGGACCGUUGGGUUUGUACACGUGCCACCCGUACGUCGCCAUGUCCCAGUACUUCUCGCUGAGCGCCAAGGGCGAGCUGCGCAAGGAGAACUUCUGCGCCGAGGUGUUCGGUGAACGAGGCGUCCAACUGACCGAGUGCCACGGCCACAAACGUGACCAGUACUGGCAGUUGUUCAAGAACGGUACAAUCUUCCAUCCGACGUCCGGUAAGUGUUUGAGCAGCGAGGGCGUCGACAACGGACAGGGGUUGGUGGUGCAGAAGUGCAAGGAUGUGGUGUACCAGAAGUGGAAGUUCACGCACCUGAACGAGACCGCGUUUUUGGGUUGAGGGGUUUGACACAAGAGGCUUCCAAUUGUUUUUAUGUUUUCUCUUUUGGUUUUCGUUUUAAUUGACUUGUGUUUUGGAUUUUACUGGUUUUAUGGUUGCUCAUUUUAAAUGUGAUGUUACUGUUGUAUUUAUAGGAUUGUUUUUAAUUAAGCUCAAUAUUUUGUGAACAAAAUAUGUUCUAAUUAAAUGUAUUAUAAAUAAUGGUAGCUCAAACGUAAUUUAAGUUUAAAAUACUCAAGAAAACACAUUUCUACUUCAUACAUUUAUUUAAAAAAAAAUAAUAUACAAACCAGUAAUAACUAUUAUGCAACUCUAUUUUAAAUAUUAUGAAAAAACAUUAUGUAUAUAAUAAUAAUAAUAAUUGUAUCCCUAUUUUCUAUGAAUUUACAUAUCUAUAUAUAUAUUUUUAUUAGUCCUUGUAUUGUAUUCAGGGCUGUUUUGAUCUGUAAAUAUUCUGUGGUGCUCUUAAUUUUAAUUCUUGCUAGUCAAAUCAAUUGACAUCACAAAAUUCAAUUUAUUUUAAUUAUGUAAAAUGAAUUGAAUUUGAAUUUUAUGGAUGUGGUACUUAAAACAGUUUCAUGUUUGUAGUUUUUAAGUAAUUUCGGAGACCAAUUUCAAUUUUAUAGACUUAAUGAAUGUGAUAUUCUCAUUUUUCGUGCGUAAACUCAUUUAUUGUACCAGUUGUUAAAAAAAUGAUAAUCUCUUGUUAUAUUCAUUGUUUUUAAUAAACUCCUUUUUUGUA